Molecule: messenger RNA, 2044 nt
Organism: Carassius carassius (crucian carp)
Lineage: Eukaryota; Metazoa; Chordata; Actinopteri; Cypriniformes; Cyprinidae
Gene: sdr16c5a
Product: short chain dehydrogenase/reductase family 16C, member 5a
Exons: 7
Coding region: 342-1262 (306 amino acids)
Cellular component (GO): lipid droplet
Molecular function (GO): oxidoreductase activity, acting on the CH-OH group of donors, NAD or NADP as acceptor
Source: RefSeq, a predicted model, not a curated record
GGUGUUAGUUUCUGAAAACCGGCUCAAAAGAACGAUUCGUUCGAACAUCACUAUUCCGUAGAUCUACUCCACUGUCUGAACUAGGUAAACUUCAGUUAACCAUUAUUGGUGAAAUAGAGUGUUUGGCGUCCGUCUGCUGUGGUCUUUCCAGAAGUUUGAACUUGAAGAGGAGGAGAGGGUAGUAACGUCAUUAUCAAAGUUUGUGCGAGUCCUAACGUUAGCCGUCUUUGAGUCCUGUUAAUUUGAAGGACCGAUAUUUAUUUACCGACUGCGAUCUGCACGAGAACAACCCACCAUUCGGGAACUUUGUAUCUAACACAAGGCCAGCUGCAAGUCUCAGAAUGAACUUUCUCUUGGAGACUCUUCGGUUGAUAGUGUUAACCAUAUACUAUCACAUUGAAGCCUUCAUAAAAGUCAUCGUUCCUCAGAGAAAGAAAGAUGUGUCUGGGGAGAUUGUGCUCAUUACUGGGGCAGGUAGUGGUAUUGGCAGGCUGAUGGCCCUCGAGUUUGCCCUACUGGACGUCUCACUGGUGCUUUGGGACAUUAAUGUGGAUGGUUUGAAGGAAACUGCAAAGCAGGUUAAAGAAAAAGGAGCAUCGAGGGUACAUUACUACCAGUGCGACUGCAGUGAUAGAGAAGUGGUCUACCGAGUGGCAGAUCAGGUAAAAAGUGAAAUUGGCGAUGUCUCCAUACUUAUAAACAAUGCUGGCAUUGUCAGUGGUAAGAGGUUCAUGGACACUCCCGACGCACUUGUUGAGAAGACACUCAGAGUUAAUGCAAUGUCUCACUUUUGGACAUAUAAAGCAUUUCUGCCUGCCAUGACAGAUAAGAACCAUGGACAUCUGGUCAGCGUUGCUAGUUCUGCAGGCUUGAUAGGUGUCAAUGGACUGGCAGAUUAUUGUGCAAGCAAGUUUGCUGCUGUGGGUUUUGCAGAGUCUGUGGCGCUUGAGAUGAUAGCUGCGGGAAAGGAAGGAAUCAAAACCACAAUUGUUUGCCCAUACUUCAUCAACACAGGCAUGUUUGCCGGUUGUGGGACAAAGUGGCCUCGACUGAUGCCCAUAUUGGAGCCAGACUAUGUUGCUAAGAGGAUUGUCAAUGCAAUUCUAAAAGACCAAGUUUAUGUUUUGCUUCCAAGGUCCUUAUACUUUUUAAUGGCUUUAAAAGGUUGCAUCCCAUUCAAGCAAUCAGUCAUCCUGGGUAUGUACUUUGGGGCCUUCAACUUCAUGGAUGCUUUCAAAGGACGGGAAAAGAAGAGGGACUAAAUGUUAUAGAAUGGAGUUCUCUAAUUUUGAUACUUAAUAUCAUUUUUUCAUGAUUAGUAGAUACCUCUGCCAAACAGUUAUUACAUGGCCUCUUAUAAAAUAAAUCAUAAUAAAAUGGAUUAUGAAUUUCAUACUGUUUUGACUUUUUAGCUUAAAAAAAAAAAACUUUUUUUAACCCAUUGUUAGGCAUAGUAAUGAUUUGAUGUCUUACUUCAAAACCAUGAUAUAUAAGUGUGAUAAUACCAGUAACGACAAUGUCAGAUGCACUUGUGCUAUAUCGCUACACAUGAAUAACCAUGUUUAUUGUAAUACAUUUACUUUUUAUUGCAUUCAAUCCUGAUUUGCCAGUAAUUGUUCACUGAUCCUACAACCUGAUGUACGUUUUCUAUAACCUGUCAAAAAGAACAGUAUACUGAUGUAAUCUAAUAAAAAUAAAAAAAAUAAUAAAAAUAAAAAUUGUGCUGGAAAUACAUUACUUAGAGUUUGGAAGAAUAAUUUUUAAUGGCUAGAAUGACAUGAAAUGUGAGUCAGGUCCGCUCCAUGGACAAUGCAAUUAUUAAGAAUACAACACAGAUGAAAAUAUACAUUAAUAUAGCUAUGAAAGAUUGAAAUAAAAGUAAACAAUAAAAAUAUAAGAAUAAAAUAUAAAAAAGAUGUAUAUUGUAGAAUUAAAUAUAGAACGCAUCAUAAUGUGCAUGAAAGUAAACUGUAGUCUUAAAUAUUAAGAUACCCAGGGAUGUACAAGAGGCAAUGUGCAUAUGUGCAUUAUACUGUAGUCUUAA